Molecule: messenger RNA, 1239 nt
Organism: Ilyonectria robusta
Lineage: Eukaryota; Fungi; Ascomycota; Sordariomycetes; Hypocreales; Nectriaceae
Product: kinetochore Sim4 complex subunit FTA2-domain-containing protein
Exons: 2
Coding region: 1-1239 (412 amino acids)
Source: RefSeq, a predicted model, not a curated record
AUGUAUCCAGUUUUGCCGGACUCUCCCGCCGAUUUGGUGCCACUCCCCCUUUGCGAUGGACCCAAGCUGAAGCCGUUCGACUUCCAGGGUCCCCAGCAAAUCGAAUUCCUCGAGUUCCUCGGAAAAGGCUUGCAUUCGUACGUCUUCAAGGUUAAAAUCAUGGGGACGAUCUAUGCAUUGAAACUUUUCAGAUUCAUCUGCCACAAUGAAUGGAGAUCUCCUUACUUCGACCACCACGAAAAUCAUGAGGCGAUGACGUUUGCCUACCAGUACUCUGAGCCGUUCAAUUGCGAAUGCCGUGCCUUUGGUCGUCUCCAAGAAGCAGGAUACGACGACUUGGCAGUCGAGUGCUUCGGCUACUUACUCCUCGAUGAGGAGCACGAGCAUGCCAUGAGACAGUUUUGGAAAGCGAGCAACCCCUAUGACAUUUUGUUCAACGGAAGCUCGGAAUCUGUUGACGAGGAAGACAUGCGCUCGUGUUUUCAGGACAAGAACGCUAAGCCCCCACCCAUCCGGGGCAUAGUCAAGGAGUUCGGUCAAGGUAUGGAGGUUUUGCAGACGAGGGGUGCGCGCAAGAUUAUGCGAGAAAUGUCUCUACUUCAGCAGCUCGGCAUCUUUAAUCUCGAUCCUGGAAUUCGGCAGAUGGUCAACAACAAGUGGGUCGACUUCAGCCUAGCCUUCACUGUCCCGCAUUAUCUCUCGAACACAGAGCUGAACCCGCAUCUUACACCUGAGAUGAUAGCCGACCUUGAGUUUGAAGCUUUCAACAUCUGCAGAAACGACUACUUGGAUUUCGACGAAAUGGUUAUUUCUUGGAAUAAGUACGCCAAGUACCGGAAUAAGGACGCCAAGAACCGGAAAGACACAAUCUCCGUCCAAGCAUUACCUCACAGGUCGAGUUUCAAAGACUCCUACGAUCUGAGAAGCCUACCAUCUCGACAGCGUGCUUACUCGUACGUUGACCCAAGACUGUACGACUGGAAGGCUUCCGCUUCAAUGGGAGAAAUGGAUGGGCGACAAUCUGGUCGAAAGGCAAAGGGCAGCAAAUGCGGAACACCCGCAGGAGUGAUUCGGAAGACCCGCCGCCGGCUCAAUGCCUGCCCACCCAGGUGGUACUUUUCCGGUGAUUCAAAGAAAGCUGAAGAGGCGAAAUUCGAUUUCUACUUCAGACUCCACUGGGACUUCAAGGACGGUUUUAUGUUUCCACGGAAGCAGGAUGGGCCGCCGUACAGUACUUAG